Messenger RNA from Porites evermanni, 1292 nucleotides. NCBI's taxonomy places the organism in Eukaryota, Metazoa, Cnidaria, Anthozoa, Scleractinia, Poritidae. The record is from the annotation of a GenBank genome assembly.
AUGGAGGCCACCUCGACUCUGCGCAGCAAAAAGACAAAAUGGUGGACGGAACUCCCAGAAGGCUUUGCAUAUCCUAUUCCUCCUUCAUUGGGUCCAAUUUUUGCAGCAAGGGGACAGGUCAUUUUAGGUUAUCUGGCAAACAGAUUUGGAAGUCGAUUUGAACGAACACAAAAUUAUUGCAGGGAGUUAUUGGCUCUAUAUCUACACUGAAUGAUUAUCUAAAUACAGAAUUCAAUGAUGUAGUUAGCCUGUGCGAGAGCUGCAGAAACAAUGCCAUCCCAGGGUCCCCACGGGAAAAGCUUUAACUUGUUGCAAUUCUCUCCUUGCAUGUGAAAAGUCUUUCCUUACAAUUAAAAAAGGAGUUUGCUAUUUGUAGAUUGGGUUGAAUGCAACAUCCAACAGAAAUAAAACUGAAACUUAAUUUGCUUUGCAGUUUUUAGGAAACAUAAUAUAAUAAUUAAUUAUUAAUUAAGCCAGACUUUUAAAGAAGUCUUUAAGACAAAAAAAUUGGCCCUGUCACAUUUUAUAAGCGUAGAAAGAAAGACAAUAAUUUUUUGAAUUUCCAGUUAGAUCAGAUUAGUCAGAUUAGUACUGUCAUGCUAUAUUUUUGGAAUAAGAGGGAUGGGCGUGAGUUAAUGUCCAAUCCCAAUCGUUUCUUGCUUCAAAAGACUACAUGUGUCUCUAGGUUAGGAGUAGCUAUGCACUAAAGCUGGUGAAAAGUGCAAUUUUUUUAUAAACAUCUGUACUUCCUAAAUUAAUAAUAAACCACUACAUCACAUUUAAACUGACCCUGUCACGUUUUAUUUGCAUAGAAUGACAAUAAGCUGUCAUGCUAUCGAUUUUGGGGGACAGAGGGAUUAGGGGGAGGGGGGUGCAUUGUGGAAAUGUCCAAGUUACAAAUAAUGCCAAGUGUUUCUUACUUCAAAAGGCUAACUUGCCUAUUUGUAUUUAUAAUGGUAGAAGUUACUAUAGAGCCCCAGCUAAAAAAUGCGCAGUCGGCAGCCCAAUGAACCCCCGCUAUGGGGAUCUUGUUUGACUUAUAUUAUGUCUGAAAUACAACGUUAAUUGACAGUAUAUGCCAUUAUUUUAUUUUUACAGGAGUGUUUACAGCAGCAUUUGACUGUCAAAUUGAGUGGUUAAUUGUGAAAGGAAUAGCUGAUUAUGCAGGUGGGUCUCAGUUGGCUUCAGAGAGUUGGUAUUCCUGUGCCAGUGUGAUGGCAGCAUCUCUUGUUGCACACAUUUUGAGUGAGCCCUGUGUUUUUCAUUCAUGGCCACAUUAUCAAGGUCAGUAA